CAGAGAGUUCUCUCUUCCUAGUCCACUCUCCCCUCUUCUCUCUGCGUCUGUAGAGUGUUUGAGCUGAUAUGAGGAUGAGCUGCAAUGGCUGCAGAGUCCUCCGCAAAGGCUGCGGUGAAGACUGCACACUUAGACCAUGCCUUCAAUGGAUCAAAACCCCUGAAUCCCAAGCCAAUGCUACCGUCUUUCUUGCCAAGUUUUACGGCCGUGCCGGCCUCGUCAACCUCAUCAAUGCUGGCCCUGAUCACCUCCGCCCAGAGAUAUUCAGGUCACUGCUUUAUGAAGCAUGUGGGAGAAUCAUCAACCCUAUAUAUGGAUCCGUGGGGUUGCUGUGGUCUGGAAAUUGGCAACGCUGCCAAGCAGCUGUGGAGGCAGUCUUGGAGGGCUCUCCGAUCAUGCAAGUCUCUACCGAUGAUGCUGCAGCAGGGGGACACCCUAUCACGCCCCUCAAGGACUGUGACAUACGUCACCUCAGCAAGAAGUCAAAUGGGAUUCACCGGGUUAGGACCCGGAACCGGUUCAAGAGGUCGGGUUUCAAAAGCCAGGUUGACUCGGUGCCUGAGUUCAUGAACGAGACAACUAAGUUUAGUAUCACCGGCUGGAAUGACGAUGAAGAGAACGAUGGUUCCGAGGAGGAGUUGAUCAAGAGGGCGCCGAGUCAUGACUCGUUCUCGGUCGAAACAGUGGAGCCCACUCUGGUGAACCGGGCUGAACAGGGUCGGGUUGUGAAGUCCGAGACCAUCAUGGUUGGUGAAGAUGAUGACUUGGUUUUGGACCUGACUUUAGGGGUGAAUCCAGUGGUACGCACCCACCUGUCUGCUGGUGGAAGACGCCUCUGAUGCAGACGCGUCUAAGCAGAAUACGGUACCAGAUUUUGGCGGCU
Coffea eugenioides is the source of this 883-nucleotide messenger RNA. RefSeq names its product LOB domain-containing protein 40-like. The record is from RefSeq and is a predicted model, not a curated record. The transcript has 2 exons. Gene Ontology annotation, biological process: regulation of gene expression. Lineage: Eukaryota; Viridiplantae; Streptophyta; Magnoliopsida; Gentianales; Rubiaceae. Bases 69 to 839 code for a protein of 256 amino acids.